CGAAUAGAGAGCCAGUCCAAGAGCCAUGGCCCAUGGUAAUCUCCAAUAAGCUAUCUAGAGUAUUGAACCUGGUAUACAGAACUCGAAAAUGGCGAGCGGUGGUGGUGGCAAAGUCUCCUUCAAAGUCACUCUCACCUCCGACCCUAAGCUCCCUUUUAAAGUGUUUAGCGUACCAGAAGCAGCCCCCUUCACCGCUGUUUUGAAGUUUGCGGCGGAGGAAUUCAAAGUGCCUCCUCAGACCAGCGCGAUCAUCACCAAUGAUGGCGUUGGAAUCAAUCCUCAGCAAAGUGCAGGUAAUGUCUUCCUCAAACAUGGUUCAGAACUACGCCUGAUCCCGCGGGAUAGGGUUGGAGCUUUCGGGCAUUGAAACUGCAUAUCAUCCUCGUGGAGUUCGUCCAUCGGGGUUAAAAAAAAAAAAAGUGACUGAAGAGGCAUGUUUUUACCUUUUCUGGUUAUGUUGGGUCUAAUCAUGUGGUAUCUAUUCACAAACUGGAGGAAUCUUUUUGUUCUUUUGCAUUUUCUGCACAUCAUAAUAACUAGUGUAACUGAUAUCAUGAGCUUUAUAAUGCCGCGUAUAAAGUGGCUAGAACAAGAAAAAUAGAUAAUUAUGAGUAUAUAUAAACGAUUAGUAUUACUGGAUUACUUGCU
Tripterygium wilfordii is the source of this 648-nucleotide messenger RNA. RefSeq names its product ubiquitin-fold modifier 1-like. NCBI's taxonomy places the organism in Eukaryota, Viridiplantae, Streptophyta, Magnoliopsida, Celastrales, Celastraceae. The transcript has 4 exons. Gene Ontology annotation, cellular component: cytoplasm; nucleus. The record is from RefSeq and is a predicted model, not a curated record. Gene Ontology annotation, biological process: protein K69-linked ufmylation. The coding region runs from base 89 to 367 and encodes 92 amino acids.